This is a messenger RNA of Euleptes europaea (tarantolino), 2115 nucleotides long. It is a transcript of the gene WASF1, whose product is annotated as WASP family member 1. The record is from RefSeq and is a predicted model, not a curated record. Gene Ontology annotation, molecular function: actin binding; protein kinase A regulatory subunit binding; Arp2/3 complex binding. Lineage: Eukaryota; Metazoa; Chordata; Lepidosauria; Squamata; Sphaerodactylidae. The transcript is spliced from 8 exons. Gene Ontology annotation, biological process: positive regulation of Arp2/3 complex-mediated actin nucleation; actin cytoskeleton organization. Gene Ontology annotation, cellular component: lamellipodium; cytoskeleton; SCAR complex. The coding region runs from base 20 to 1666 and encodes 548 amino acids.
CUGGUUCUGAUACUUCAGGAUGCCACUGGUAAAAAGAAACAUAGACCCCAGGUAUCUUUGUCAUACAGCACUGCCACGGGGCAUCAAAAAUGAACUAGAAUGUGUAACCAAUAUUUCCUUGGCAAACAUCAUUAGACAACUAAGCAGUCUAAGUAAAUAUGCAGAAGAUAUAUUUGGUGAACUUUUCAAUGAGGCGCAUAGUUUUUCCUUCAGAGUGAACUCCUUACAAGAACGUGUGGACCGUUUGUCUGUCAGUGUUACACAACUUGAUCCGAAGGAAGAAGAACUCUCAUUACAGGAUAUAACAAUGAGGAAAGCUUUCAGAAGCUCCACUACUCAAGAUCAGCAGCUCUUUGACCGUAAGACUCUUCCAAUUCCACUGCAAGAGACUUAUGAUAUAUGUGAACAGCCUCCUCCACUCAACAUACUUACACCUUACAGAGAUGAUGGAAAAGAGGGUUUGAAGUUUUACACCAAUCCUUCAUAUUUCUUUGAUCUUUGGAAAGAGAAGAUGUUGCAAGAUACAGAAGACAAAAGAAAAGAAAAAAGAAAGCAGAAGCAGAAGAAUUUAGAUCGUCCUCAUGAACCGGAAAAAGUGCCGCGGGCUCCCCAUGACAGACGGAGAGAGUGGCAGAAGCUAGCCCAGGGUCCAGAACUUGCUGAAGAUGAUGCGAGUCUCUUACAUAAGCACAUUGAAGUUGCUAAUGGCCCUGCGUCACAUUUUGAGACAAGACCUCAGGCAUAUGUGGAACAUAUGGAUGGACCUUAUUCCCUUUCUGCAUUGCCAUACAGCCAGAUGACCGAACUACUGAAUAGGGCAGAGGAACGCGUAUUAGUAAGACCACAUGAGCCACCCCCACCCCCACCAAUGCAUGGAGGUGGAGAUGUUAAACCCAUUCCACCGUGCGUCAGCUCCACCUCAGGUUUGAUUGAAAAUCGCCCUCAGUCACCUGCUACAGGCAGAACACCCGUGUUUGUGAGUCCUACACCACCACCCCCGCCUCCACCCCUUCCAUCUGCUUUGUCUACUUCUUCAUUAAGAUCUGCGAUGACCUCCACUCCUCCCCCUCCAGUGCCACCGCCUCCACCUCCCCCAACAGCUGCUUUGCAAGCUCCAGCUGUUCCACCACCUCCAGCCCCACUCCAGAUCGCUCCUGGAGUUCUUCAUCCGGCUCCUCCUCCAAUUGCACCUCCUUUAGCACAACCCUCCCCUCCAGUCACUAGAGCUGCCCAAGUGUGUGAAACCGUUCUAGUUCCACAAGGUGAAAUGCAAGGACUUCCUCCUCCACCGCCGCCACCUCCACUGCCACCUCCUGGCAUUCGACCCUCAUCACCAGUCACAGCGCUCUCUCACCCUCCCACAACCAUUGUUCCUGGCCCUCAUGUUCCAAUAAUGCCUCCAUCCCCACCGUCUCAAGUCACUCCUGCUUCUGAACCCAAACGCCACCCAUCAACACUACCUGUCAUCAGUGAUGCCAGAAGUGUCCUCCUGGAAGCAAUACGAAAAGGUAUUCAGUUGCGAAAAGUUGAAGAGCAACGUGAACAAGAAGCUAAACAUGAGCGUGUUGAGAAUGAUGUUGCCACCAUAUUGUCUCGUCGUAUUGCUGUGGAAUAUAGUGAUUCUGAAGACGACUCGGAGUUUGAUGAAGUUGAUUGGUUGGAGUAGAAUGGAUAUAUACUACAAAACUGAAUGCUGAUGUCCAUUGUGGUGCUUGUUCUUUGAAAAUGUUUGGUCAUUUCUAGUAUUUUCUUUAUAUAAUCCAUGUUUUUCUACUUUUCGGUUCACAGAAUGUUAGCACAUCUUUGAAACUAAAUGUUUUGCAGUGAUACAGCUCUUUGAAAGAGCAUAAUUUGUUCCAGUAGAACCACUAAGUAUUAAGCAUGGGCAGCUGUUGGUAGAGUAGCAGAUUAAAUUUUUUGGCAUAUCUUUAACUGUGCACUUUGUGAAUUUUAAGUUAUGAAGGCGAUUAAAACUGAAGUUUCAAGGGCAGCUGUAUGUACUAAUGAGCCUUACUACACUGUUGAUGAUUCAAAAACGGGAAAAGAGGGUAUGCUCCAUCAAGCUCUGCAAUUUCCUGUGAUAUCCACAGAACCCAAGCUGGAGAAAAACUUGAU